CAGUUACGUCAUGACUUAUUUGGAACAGACGUUUAGUUAAACUGAAGUCAGCCAACAAGCAGAACUUGAACUGUUAUCACAAUUGUGUGUAUAAAAAGUUAUUUUAAGGUAAAAUUGUAUUUAAAAGUCAUAUGGAACUCGAUCACCGGUGCUUGCACGAGUUUCUUGGCUGGUUAUCUCUCUGAUGGCCUGAGACACGUUUGGUUCUGCUUCCCCGUAGUCGACAUCCACCCGCGGUAUUCCAUCUUACCGUGUUAAGCGAAGGAGGCUGAGAGGGAGCCGCAGGUACAGAUCCCAUUCCCAGCUUCUGAAGUGAAGAGGCUGUGAAAAUAAGUAACGACCUGCAGCUGGUGGCUCGUUCCAAGACGGGAAGGAGCUGGCAGUGAUGAACUGGGUGAACUGAAGGGAGUUUGCACAGAGGAAGUGAGGAGGCAGUCACAGCCGUUGGGCUGGUGGUGUGAAGCCACAUCCGUGGCUUGCUCAGAGCGAGACUGAGAGAGAGAGAGAGAGAGAGAGAGGGAAAGAGAGAACGAGGCAAACACACUGCUUUUAAGUCAGUCUCCCUCUCCAUCUUGCGGACCGUGUCAAAUCCAGCUGAGAUCUGGAACGAAGGAAGCUCAGAGAAAGAUGUCCUACAGCCCGUGGUCAGUGCUGUCGCCGAUUCAAUGGGCAAAGUGGACCUGGUCAGCUGUCAGAGGCACAGACGCUGAGGAGGAGCACGACGAGAGCCAGGAGACGGGCUUGAAGGAUGACGAGCAACAUUCCCAGGAUGACAGGUCUAUGGGCCACAGCUCUGACUCCGAGGGAAACUUUGAGACCCCCGAGGCUGAAACUCCCGUCCAUGGGCACCUGAAGGAGCUGUUGGAGCAGGAGAACGUCACUGCAGUCUGCUCAGGAAGAUCAGUUAUCACUGGGAUGGCAUCCCCUGAGAGUCAUCUCUCAAAUCUGCGGGGAGAUGAUAAACGGCUCUUCUCCAGCCUGGACAACUCAUUUCUGGACAAGAACUCCAACCAGAACGAGCUUCCCCUGGCCUCCCAGGCUGUCCACGUUGGCCAGGGCACCCCUGUGCUGACAGAGGUUGUGGAUGCUUUAAACAACCUUCAGCUCUCAAAGUGCUCUGUAGAUUCCAGUAUAAUCCAGGGCCAGAACCUCAACCUGCAGACUCGUGGUAUUCUCCUGGGUGACAGUCUCGACAACAGGCAUACAGAUGACCUCCAAGUAGAUGCUCAUGACACAUCACCAAAACAAAGGCCUGCAUCUCUUACGAUGAAGGUCUCCCUGAAUGGGCCAGACCCUAACGAAGUGGAUGAUGAUGUACCUAUUUCCAAAGCCUUUGACCUGAAUCAGAUCAAUGGUAACGCCGAUCCUCUGGUAAAACCCACCACCGGAGAUCAUAUGCAGGAACUUGGCCCGGAAGACGAUGCAAACCCCAAGGAGGUCAGCAAGCCAUCCAGCAGGAGUCUGGGAAAGAUGCCCGGCAGUCGUCUCGGCCCCAAGAAACUGACGGGCAAAUCUGCAGAGCUGGAGCCAGGACCAGUUAGCAUUCAAGGCUCAGAUGGGAUUACCUGUCCUAAAGCCUCAUACAACUUUGAUGCUGGCCAGUUGGACGACCCCAACUUCAACCCAUUUACAAGCAAUGCCAAGAUGUGCGACUCUCCGUCUCUCCUCAAGGGAUCUUACACUUUUGAUCCAGACUGUGUAGACCCUAGAUCUAGGAGAUUGGAUGGGGAGGACUUGCUGAGGAGCGCCCCUUCAGCUGAGAAAGUGGCAGAUGACCCAGUGUGCCAGAAGCUGAAUUUCCUUGUUGAUGAGGAGGGGUUGGCAGGGCAUCCACAGGGCAAAGCCAGGGAAGUCAUGAAUGCCAACAAAGGAAAGAAUGAACAGCAGCCCCUUGUGGACAUUUGCAGUCAGGAGAAGGGGCCAGAGGUGGGCAACCGCAGGGUCCAUGCCACAGACGAGGAGAAGCUGGCCUCCUCUGUGUCCAGCCAGAACCCGGGAAAAACCGAGAAUGGCUGCUGUGAGGAAGAGGAGCCCUGCAAGAAGCGGCUGGCUGGGAAAGGGAUGGAAGUAACAACAGGAGGUCCAGAUGGUGCAGACAUGUACAAUGGGCUUGAUGACUCCUGCAAAACCAAAAGUGCCAAGCUGGCUGGAAGUGAGAGUCAAGACAAAGGAACUCCAGUUCUGGAUAAAAUCUGUCUCAGUGAGGCUGACAAAGAAGCUGUCCUCACUCUGAUUAGGGAGGAGAUUAUUACGAAAGAAAUAGAGGCCAAUGAAUGGAAGAGAAAACAUGAAGAGAGCAGACAAGAGGUCCUAGAAAUGAGAAAAAUCGUUGCAGAAUAUGAGAAGACGGUUGCGCAGAUGAUCGAGGACAAGCAGCAAGCCGCAGUGAGCUCCCAGAGCACCAUCCAGCAGCUGACUCUGGAGAAGGAGCAGGCCCUGGCUGACCUCAACUCUGUAGAGCGCUCCCUCUCUGACCUCUUCCGGAGGUACGAGAAUAUGAAGUCUGUCCUUGAGGGCUUCAAAAAGAAUGAAGAGGUGCUUAAGAAAUGUGCACAGGAGUAUCUUACCCGGGUCAAACAGGAAGAGCAACGCUAUCAGACCCUCAAAAUCCAUGCUGAGGAAAAGCUAGACAAGGCCAAUGAGGAGAUCGCCCAGGUGCGUUCGAAGGCCAGCUCGGAGAGCAUGGCUCUUCACGCCAGCCUACGCAAGGAGCAGAUGAAGGUGGAGUCCUUGGAGAGAGCACUCCAUCAGAAGAAUCAGGAAAUUGAGGAACUCACCAAGAUCUGCGACGAGCUCAUUGCCAAGAUGGGGAGACCGGAGUGAAGGGGCGUCCCUGACAGCACGUUGUCCCUCCAGCCUGCCUGUGGCUCCAGGGUCCAGCUUAUCUCAGCUUAACACGCUCAUGUUGCCAGAUAACUGUGUCAAGGCCUCGCUUUCCCACAAAUAAGGAGAUGGUCAUUUUAUAUGCCUAAUAACAAUUGUUCUCCUUGUUUGUAAAAUAAGCGGAGCAGUAAUAAGGUCCAGUAGCCUAUGUCAAUUUGAACAGAAAUGCAAGAUCUGCAGAAAUAAUUUAACGAAGAGCAGAUGGACAGACCCUCUAAUUAAAGCUAUUGUGCAGAUGUGGCAUGUAUUUUGUAGUUUUCGAAUUAGUUGUCUGUUUUUGUUCUGCACGUCAUUCAGCCUUUGAAAUCCCUGCUUUUUUUGGAUGGCUUAAUGGCCUAAUUACUGGUCUGGAAUUCCGGGAGGGACAUGGGAGAUGGUUGCUUUUUGGAUGUGAUGGACAGUGAGCAGAGGAGAUCCUGGCUUUGUAUCUAUUACUGUGUAGUGGGCAAAAGCUCUAACUGAAUCACUGCUAAUUCAAGCUAUAUGUGUGUAUAUAACAGGACGGAAAUCUAUAUUGCUUGCCUUUUGCGAAGCUUAUUUUUUGAGGCACUGAAAUGUAAAUAAAUUUAUAUUUAAAAUGGCAAAUGUUUGCUCUGCACCUGGAUGAGCCAUAUACCUGCAUCUGGCGGUUUCACAAAGCAGCCUGACAAACUGAAGCUGCGUGUGUAAAUACUUCUGCUCAGUCUUGGUUACAGUCCGGUAUCUUAACCGCUUAAUAUUCAGUCAGGGCAGCACUUCCUGUGCACCAUGUGUUUGGUAUUUAUUAUUAUUUCUAGCUGUGUGUACCUGCCCAGUUAAUCUCAAAGCUGUGGCACUGGAUGCUGUUCAGUGGUGCAGAGUAACUGUCUUUAAUCAAUUUAAUGACUUUGCUCCCCAAAUUCCCUGUCAUAACUAAACAUUUCUUUGUUUUUUCCUCCCUUGUAUCUUGACACUAAAAAUCCAUGUAUGUUUACAUGCUAAAUACCGUAAUCUGGGAGAGGUUUUCUACAGCCAUAUUCCGUUUUUUGUUUCCAUCUUGAAUCCUUUCAAAAGCACAUGCAUGUUAAAUUUUACUUUAAUAGAUCCAUUUGAGUUUGCUUGUGAGAGUGAGAGAGAGAGCGAGCAUUGUGGUCUAUGUCUUGUGUCCCCAAGUAGGUCAUAAGCACCAUACAAAGGUAAUAGUUCACAUUGCUUGCUCACAUCCACCCCCCUUCCUGCAUCAUCACAGCCAUCAUUGUCAUUUAUUUGUUGCUGCCUGUCUGUCUUUUUUUGUGUUUUUUUUUUUUUUCCAUAACGAGUUUGUUGAAUGUUCCUCCAUUGUUUUGUGUGCAGUUAAUCUAGACCAUUUAACAAUAAUACUUGUAAGCUGGGAGAAAAGAACUUGCACAGAUGUAAUAAAUAUUUUCCAUAAUGACCUGAA
Paramormyrops kingsleyae is the source of this 4282-nucleotide messenger RNA. Its product is annotated as transforming acidic coiled-coil-containing protein 1. Gene Ontology annotation, cellular component: cytoplasm. Gene Ontology annotation, biological process: cerebral cortex development; nuclear migration; mitotic spindle organization. Lineage: Eukaryota; Metazoa; Chordata; Actinopteri; Osteoglossiformes; Mormyridae. The record is from RefSeq and is a predicted model, not a curated record.